Prorocentrum cordatum is the source of this 2031-nucleotide messenger RNA. NCBI's taxonomy places the organism in Eukaryota, Dinophyceae, Prorocentrales, Prorocentraceae. The record is from the annotation of a GenBank genome assembly.
AUGUCCUCCGUACCCGGCGAGGCGGAAGGCAAGGCGGAGCCGCGCGCCCUGACCCCCGAGGGCCCCGCGCCCUGGGCGCCGCCGGCAGCGCCCGCCGCCGCCGCGGCGCCGGCCCCACCGCGCGGCGCGGCUUCGCCCGCCGCGGGCGGCCCCCGCGCCGCGGCGGCGGCGGCGGCCCCGGCGGCGGUCCGCGCCGCGGACGCGGCGGCGCCCGCCGCGGCCGCGGCGCCGGCGCGCGCGGGGUCGGUGGCCGCCACGUACUCGUCGUGCUUCAGCUCGGCGGCCAGCUCGCUGGCCUCCUCCGCGGGCAGCGGCGCGGCGGCCGCGGCUGUCGCCGCGGCCGCGCCCGUGACGGUGGUCGUGGCGUCCGCGCAGGCGGAGGCGGAGUCGCCGCCGGCAGGGGCGGGCUCCAGGCCCCCGAGCCCGAUGCGGGUGCCGCCGCCGCUGCCGCGCGGGCUGCUGUCGCUGGGCGAGCCCGAGGGCGCGGCGGCUUCGUCGCGGCGAUCCUCGCGCUCGAGGGGGUCGCGCAGGGGCUCCCGGUGCGCCUCGGCGGAGGCGGAGCGCCCCCCGUGGCGGCCGGCGGGCGUGGCGCGGAUCCCCUCGGCCGUGCCGCGCGCGUCCCAGUCGUCGCCCGCGGAGCCGGAGUUGGCGGCGCCGGCCGCCGGCGAGGACGGCGACGGCCCGGGCUGCCUCACGAUGCAGCGGUUCCUCAGCCUGAGGAACAACAUCAGUCUCACCCUGGACCUCCAGGUCGGGACGGAGCCGUCCGCUAGCUCUAGGGACCGCGGCAACGCCGGGGAGACGUGCGGGUGGCGCAAGCUCACGCUGGCAACCGUGCCGACGGCCGAGGACGACGAGAACAUGGAGGCUGCCGGCCCCAGCCCCCCUGGCUCCGCGCCCCUGGCGUCCGACGGCGCGCCCCGCCGGCGGCGGUCGCUGCUGCAGGUGCGCAGUGCGACCGACGCCGCGCCCCCGCGGCGGCGCUCGCUGCUGCAGGUGCGCAGCGCGAUGACCACCGGCGGGCGCGCGGCGCGGUCACCGGACGUCGCCCUGGACCCCAUGGUCAGGGUGGGGUCCACGAGGUCGCGGAAGGCCGGGCUCCCCGUCGAGGACGGGCGACAACGGCCUCAUGGACUUGAGGGCAAAGUGGCAGCGGGUCAAGGCAACUUGCCUUCGAGGAGAACCUUUCGCCGAAGAGGACGUCAAGGCAAUACGCCACGCGUUCAGCCGCUUCAAGACGUCCAACGACCACGAGGUGCACAAGAAGGAGACCUCAACGAGUUCGUGCAGUACCUCGGGUACAUCGUGCUGCGGGUGGAGGACCCCGACGUGCUCAAGGUGGCCGACGAGGUGACUCCCUACAGCACCCUGGACUUCAACGAGGCCGUCGCCUUCGUCGAGAAGUACGCGAGGACCGAGUGCCAGAAGCUCCUGGCGCUCUUCCGGUCUUACGACGACGACGAGAGCGGGAAGCUGUCGGUCGAGGAGCUCAGGCGCGCGCUGUCCUCGUUCGGCUUCGUCCCGUACCGGGCCAUGGUGGAGGAGGCCAUGGAGGUCGUCGACGACAACGGCGACGACGAGCUCGACUUUGAAGAGUUCAUGCACUUUCUGACGGUCUACCGCCACCACCAGGGCUUCACGCAGCAGCAGGUGUCGCGGGCGUUGAGGACCUUCGGCCGCUUCACGGAGGACAUCCCGAAGUUGGGCAAGGUGCUGCUGAAGGCGAGCGUCGGGCCGGCCCUGUGCCAGCUCUACGGGCCGCGCUCGGAGGGGAGGAGCGCCAACGUGGUGGUCGCGAAGCACUUCGGGAGCGGCGGCAGGCGCAGGGGCAACCAGGUUCAGCAGCACCUUGCGGGGAGACGGAGUACACCCAGCAGGACGUGCUCGAGUUCCCAGAUUUUCUCGUCUUCGCCCGCCUCGUGCGGGAGAGCUCGAGCAGGUCACGCUGGCCUCGGAGUUCAGGAAGUGCGACAGGACCUCGAACGGAGACGGCAUCAUUUCCGUCGACGAGUUGGGGACCAUGUUGGCUAA